Messenger RNA from Monascus purpureus, 1452 nucleotides. Lineage: Eukaryota; Fungi; Ascomycota; Eurotiomycetes; Eurotiales; Aspergillaceae. The record is from the annotation of a GenBank genome assembly.
AUGGUGUCUCUAGGACUUCUACGGCUGCUCUUCUCGAGGGCGCCUCUUAUUCUGAAGAGAGUCAUUCUGCGGGGCCUCGGCAUGUCGUCUGUUGCUGGGAAGCAAGAUAUGCGCACUGAAUUGACAGUCGCCAUCGUUCGUUCCUUCAUGACUUUCAACUUAGGCGUCGGCACAGCGCAGAAGAAGACCAUUCGCGAUCCCGGCGUCAAGGGUCCCAUGUGGAUUUCCAAUGUCACACUGCCUAGACCCGAGGACGAUGUCCGAGAGGCUGUUCUUAAAGCGAUCGAGGAUUUGAAAACAGACGGCGAAACGUAUAGUAUCCCGGAUGUUGUCCCCGUCGAGGCCGAAUGGACCGGCUACCGAAGCGGCGUUAACAAGGAUGCGCCGCUUCCCGAUAUUUCAGAAGAGGAGAAAUACAGAGAGCUGCGAAAGGAGGCACCAGCGGAUAUGGUCAUCCUGUAUCUUCAUGGAGGAGCGUACUUUCUGAUGGACCCUUGCACCCAUCGUGUCCCUGUCUCUCACCUGUCGAAGAAGACAGGGGCACCUGUGCUUUCUGUCCGAUACCGUCUGGCUCCGCAAAAUCCUUUCCCGGCUGCGCUCAUUGAUGCGCUGGUAGCAUAUCUUUCUCUCAUAUCCCCACCGCCGGGGUCCUUCCAUCAGCCUGUGUCUGCGGACAAGAUCAUCAUCGCCGGCGACUCUGCAGGAGGGAACCUCUCCCUAGCGCUCCUGCAGACCAUUCUCACACUGCGGCGCGUAUCCCCGAUGGUUCGCUUCCACGGACGGGAAAUGCCAAUCGAAUUACCCGCCGGCAUUGCGGCCAUCUCGCCCUGGUGUGACCUCACCCGAUCGAUGCCCUCCCACUUCAACAACGCGCAAUACGACUACCUCGAUCCCCCAACCGCUCCUCCGGUGACUGAAUUCCACCCGAUGCCAUUCCCUCCAGACGAUGUUUGGCCCGCCAAUCCUCCCCGUGUCGACUUGUUCAUCAACGCCAGCACCACCCUACAUCCCCUCGUAUCGCCGCUCGCCGCCCGCAAGGAACUCUGGAAAAACGCGCCUCCCGUCUUCAUCAGUCUGGGCGAGGAGGCUCUCGCAGACGAAGAUCUGAUCCUCGCGCGGAAAAUGUAUCAAGCCGGAGCCCCCGUUGUGGUCGAACAGUUCGAGGGCAUGCCGCACUGUCACGGACUCAUGAUGAUCAACACUCACGCCGGCCGCCGCUUCUUUAAAGGCCUGACCGGAUUCUGUCGCGAUGCCGUCGCCGGUCGUGUCGGGAGUACGGGAAACCUUACACGGCUUGGUCCCAUGAUACAGUCGGUCCAGGAAGUGCCCUUGGACAGUCUUGAUCUGUUGAGUGAUGAGGAAGUCGAUGAGCGACUGAGGAAAAGUCAGCGAUGGAGGGUAGAGGCUGAGAGACAGUUGCUGAGUGAGUGGAAGGAGAGAGCGAGGCUGUAA